Molecule: messenger RNA, 1539 nt
Organism: Acanthosepion pharaonis
Lineage: Eukaryota; Metazoa; Mollusca; Cephalopoda; Sepiida; Sepiidae
Source: the annotation of a GenBank genome assembly
AUGUUGAAAAAAUUUUUGAAGAUAUUUUUUCUUCAGUUUUUCAUUUCUUCUUUGUUUUUUCUACAUUCAUUUCUUUUAUUCCAACUCUGCCUCAAACUUUUCAUUCUUACCUACUUCUCUUUUUUCAUUUUUCCUCUCUAUUGUCUACAUCUGUUUUUUUUGUUUCUUUUUUCUCUGUCGCAUACUUCUCUUUUUUUUUUUUUUCUCUCUGUCGCCUACUUUUUUUUUUUUUUCUCUGUCGCCUACUUCUCUUUUUUUCUCUCCUCUCUAUCGCCUUUUUUUUUACUCUCCUCUCUCUGUCGCCUACUUCUUUUUUUCUCUCUCUGUUUUUCUCUUUUUUUUCUCUCCUCUCCUCUGUCGCCUACUUCUUUUUUUUUUCUCUCCUCUCCUCUGUCGCCUACUUCUCUUUUUUUUCUCUCCUCUCCUCUGUCGCCUACUUCUUUUUUUCUCCUCUCCUCUGUCGCCUCUUCUCUUUUUUUUUCUCUCCUCUCCUCUGUCGCCUACUUCUUUUUUUUCUCCUCUCCUCUGUCGCCUACUUUUUUUUUUCUCUCCUCUCCUCUGUCGCCUACUUCUUUUUUUUUUCCUCUCCUCUGUCGCCUACUUCUUUUUUUUUUUACUCUGUUACUUCUUUUUUUUUACUCUUUUUUUUUUUUUUUACUCUGUCUUACUUCUUUUUUUUUUUUUUACUCUGUCGCCUACUUCUCUUUUUUUUUUCUGUCGCCUACUUCUCUUUUUUUUUCUCUGUUUUUUUUUUUUCUCUCCCUCUCUCUGUUUUUUUUUUCUCUCCUCUCCUCUGUCCUUUUUUUUUUUUUUCUCUCCUCUCCUCUGUCGCCUACUUUUUUUUCUCUCCUCUCCUCUGUCGCCUACUUCUCUUUUUUUUUUACUCUGUCGCCUACUUCUCUUUUUUUUUACUCUGUCGCCUACUUCUCUUUUUUUUUUACUCUGUCGCCUACUUCUUUUUUUUUUUACUCUGUGUCGCCUACUUCUUUUUUUUUUUACUCUGUCGCCUUUCUUUUUUUUUUUACUCUGUCCUACUUCUUUUUUUUACUCUGUCGUCUAAUUCUUUUUUUUUUUUACUCUGUCGCCUACUUCUCUUUUUUUUUUACUCUGUCGCCUACUUCUCUUUUUUUCUUUUUUUUCUUUUUUUUUUCUCUAUGCCCUACUUCUCUUUUUUUUUUUUCUGUCGCCUGUCUGUCGCCUACUUCUCUUUUUUUUUUCUCUGUCGCCUACUUCUCUUUUCUUUUUUUCUCUCCUUUGCCCACUUCUCUUUUCUUUUUUUUCUCUCCUUUGCCCUCUUCUCUUUUCUUUUUUUUCUCUCCUUUGCCCACUUCUCUUUUCUUUUUUUUCUCUCCUUUGCCCACUUCUCUUUUCUUUUUUUUCUCCUUUGACCACUUCUCUUUUUUUUUUUUCUCUCCUUUGCCUACUUCUCUUUUUUUUUUUUCUCUCUUUGCCCUUCUCUUUUUUUUUUUCUCUCCUUUGCCUACUUCUCUUUUUUUUUUUCUCCUUUGCCCUUCUUCUUUUUUUUUUUCUCUCCUUUGA